AUGGAAGAAACCCCUGAAUUUUGGAUGCAACCUGUGGACAUGCGACGUGCAUAUCAACACCUCCAAGCUGACUACAAUCGCUUAUGUGCACAACUCGACAAUGCACGAAGGGAGGUAACGGAAGCACGAGAAGUGCGCUUAGCCACGAAAGCAACCCAAGACCGCCUCAUGAGGGAGAAUGCAGAAUUAAAGAACACUGCAGAAAGGCGCACUAUAGAGUGUGGGAACCAGAUUCAUAAGCUGGAAACAGAGCUGAACCUCGUGACUAGAGCACUCAAGUCUAGUGAGGAAAGAGUAAAGAGUCUCGAAGGUAUCAACGAGACUCAGAGAGCUCGAAUUACAACUCUGAAAGCCCUAGCAGCAGUGCUGCUGCCUUCUCCCAUCCGAUCGCCCAAGAAACUGGUCGACAAAGGUAAAAAGAGGCAGGAUCCCACACAACAGGAUAUUCGGGAAUGGGCAACAGGAGUAACCGGACCCGCCGGCCCUAGUGGGCUCAAACUGGCAUGUCAGGCAAACCAUAAGCAGCUGCCCCCUAGGGUGCAGACGCCCCCAAUUUUCCUGGCAGAAUCCUACGAGGGAGACCAAGAUGAUGAGUUGGCAGGGGUACACUACGCGUUCCCACCAGAGCAAGAGAUUCCACCACCAGAUAGAGAUCGACGCUCUACAGCUCCUGCCCUGGCAUCCUCGGACGAAGUCAACCUUCCGGAGACAUUUGAUGGUACCAAAACCAAGGCAAAGGCAUGGCUAGUCGAUGUGAUGAAUUACAUCAUCAUGAAACCCAGUGAAUUCGAAGAUGAGCAGGGUAAAAUUCAAUGGGCAUUGUCUUACAUCUGUGGCCCUCAAAUAGACCAUUGGAAGGCCUCCCUACUGGAAAGAAUGAUGGGGGGUGCCCCAGUCUACGCCAUGCUCCAGGACUUCAUCGCAGACUUCAAGAAGAUGUACUAUCCUGCGAACCCAGAGCUAGAAGGACAAUGGAUGCUGCACACCUUGCAGCAGAGGUUCAAGCCCUGUGAGGAAUUCAAAGCCAAAUGGGAACAUUGA
Molecule: messenger RNA, 1041 nt
Organism: Laetiporus sulphureus 93-53
Lineage: Eukaryota; Fungi; Basidiomycota; Agaricomycetes; Polyporales; Laetiporaceae
Exons: 2
Coding region: 1-1041 (346 amino acids)
Source: RefSeq, a predicted model, not a curated record